This is a messenger RNA of Seminavis robusta, 576 nucleotides long. NCBI's taxonomy places the organism in Eukaryota, Bacillariophyta, Bacillariophyceae, Naviculales, Naviculaceae. The record is from the annotation of a GenBank genome assembly.
AUGUUAGCCAUGAUUCAACAGGCGCCGGGUACCAAGAAGCCUGCUACUCUAGUCGAUCGAGCCAGAGAGGCGCUCCGCAAGUUCACCGCGGAGGAUUUGAUUCAGCUGAGGGAGGACAGGGAUAACCGUGGCGACCCCAAUGUUCACAAAGAACCUGAUGCCUCGCUCGACUUCGUUGGUCGAGCACGAGAACAAGUUGAACUCCAAGAGGCAUUGACCCCAGCAUUUACAGCGGAGAGAGACGACAAGAAGACCAAAGUUGUUGCUGAGUAUGCAACCAUUAAUGGAGCCGGGAAGAGUCGGUGGCUGUUCCAAGCAUUCAAAACAUGGUCCCAUAUCAAGGACGAUACACAGCUGGCCUCCAGCGUUGUGCAUUUGGAUUUCAAUGGAGCAGAUGGCAGCAAUGAUUGCCUCGAGACCAAGAAACCAACAGUUCAACCCGAAGCUGCCCUCGCUCGGUUGCUGCUGAGCAGAGGACUGUUAGAAUGCGCUCCUGACCUCACAUGGAUUGGACGGGGAGCAGUUCCUGAUGCCGAGCUACCCCCAGUAUCAGUCAUUGCGGAUGCUCUAUUCUAG